Molecule: messenger RNA, 2595 nt
Organism: Caretta caretta (loggerhead turtle)
Lineage: Eukaryota; Metazoa; Chordata; Testudines; Cheloniidae
Gene: GPC2
Product: glypican 2
Biological process (GO): smoothened signaling pathway; regulation of signal transduction; regulation of protein localization to membrane
Cellular component (GO): cell surface; synapse; plasma membrane
Source: RefSeq, a predicted model, not a curated record
AUGGCGCCGCCGCCGCCGCGCCUGGCCGCGCCGCUGCUCCUGCUUCUGCUGCUGGGGGCGGGCGGGCCGGGGGCGGCCGCGGGGGCGCGGGGCUGCGCCGAGGCGCGACGGGCGCUGGGCGCGCGGGGGCUGGGGCCGGGCGCGGUGCCCCCCGCGCUCAUCUCGGGGGAGCACCUGCGGAUCUGCCCCCAGGACUACACCUGCUGCUCCAGCGAGAUGGAGGAACACCUCAGCCUGCAAAGCGACCGGGACUUCCGCGCCCUGGUGGAGGACGGCGCCAGCUUCCUGUCCAGCACCCUGGCCUCGCGCCACCGCCGCUUCGAGGAGUUUUUCCGGGAGCUGCUGGCGGCCGCCGAGCGGGGGCUGCAGGCCAUGUUCACGCAGACCUACGGCCGCCUGUACGCCCAGAACGCCCGGCUCUUCCAGGGGCUCUUCACCGAGCUGCGACGCCAUCAGCAGGGCGCCCGGCUCAGCCUGGACGAGGCGCUGGGCGAGUUCUGGGCCCGGCUGCUGGAGCGGAUGCUGCCCCUGCUCAACCCCCAGUACCAGUUCCCCCCGGAGUACCUGGAGUGCGUGGCGCGCCAGGGGGAGGCGCUGCGGCCCUUCGGGGACGUGCCCCGCAAGCUGCGCCUGCAGGUGACGCGGGCGUUUGUGGCAGCUCGGGCCUUUGUGCAGGGACUGGCCACCGGGCGUGAUGUGGUCACCAAGGCCUCCAAGCUGCCCCCCAGCGGCGAGUGCCUGCGGGCCGCCAUGCGCAUGUCUUCCUGCCCUCUGUGCCGUGGGACCCCGGCCCUCAAACCCUGCAAUGCCUUCUGCCUCAACGUCAUGAAGGGCUGCCUGGCCCACCCGGCCGAGCUGGACCCCGAGUGGAACCGCUUCCUUGACGCUCUGAUCCAGGUCGCCGAGCGGCUGGAGGGGCCCUUCAACAUGGAGCUGGCUGCCGACUCCAUCGGGGUGAAGAUCUCGGAGGGGAUCAUGUACCUGCAGGAGAACGGGGUGCAGACCUCUGCCAAGGUGUUUCAGGGCUGUGGGACCCCCCGCCCGGCCCCCGCCCGAUCCCGCCGUGCCGCCCGGGAUGACACCAAGCGUCGCUUUCGCACCUACCUGCCCGAGGAGAAACCCACCACAGCCGCAGGAACCAACCUGGAUCGACUGGUGACGGACGUGAAGGAGAAGCUGCGGCUGAUGCGGGGGUUCUGGGUCACCCUGCCCCACACGCUCUGCAGCGACGGGAAGGUGGCGGCUGAUGUGACAGACGAGGACAAGUGCUGGAACGGGCAGGCCCGGGGCAGGUACCUCCCGGAUGUGACGGGGGAUGGGCUCGUGAAUCAGAUCAAUAACCCGGAGGUGGAAGUGGACAUCGGGCGGCCCGACCUGCUCACCCGCCAGCAUGUCCUGCAGCUGCGGGUGGCCACCAGCCGCCUGCAGGGGGCCUACGGGGGCCAGGACCUCGACUUCCAGGACACCUACGAGGACGGCAGUGGCUCAGGAGGGGGCGAGCGGUACAGCGAGGACUGGCCGGCUGGAGGGGGCAGUGUCAGCAAUUCGGGGUCCCGCCCCCCGGACUCCCGUUCGCCCCGCAAGGACCGGCCUGGCAAGGGCUCCAGGCAGAACCACCGCGUGGGGGGCAGCAGCAGCCGUGCCGCCUCCUGGGGGGGGCCCUGCCCUCCCCCUCCUGCUGCUCCCCACCCUGAUGCUGCCUCUGCUGGGGCGGUAACUCCCCAGGCGCCUUGAAUGUAGGGGGGGAUCCCUCACUUGGGGUGCAGCUGGGGGGGACUUGCAUCUUCCAGGGGCUCCCCCCGCCAGCCGGGGGAACUGGGGGGGGGGGGUUUGGGGAUGGAGAGCGAGAUGGGAAGUAGCAUUAGGGGAGGAGGGAUGGUGGGGGGUAGCAGGUGAGGUUUAUCUAGCUCCCCAGGGGGAAUUGCCAAGGGGAGGGAAGGGGGGCUAGGUUAGUUAGGCCCUGAGCCGGGGCUGAGCAUGGACGAAUGUACUGGGGGGGCAGGGUGUGGGCCCCACACAGAGCUUUUAUUUUUUUACGUUGGUUUUUUUUUACAGGGUGUAUUUAUUUGGGGGGUUGUUUUUUAAUGAGGCAACGGCCAGGUUAAUUUUUUAUAGGGUGGGUGGUGGGGGCAGGACUGAUUUAUUUCCUAGUCUCUUUCCAGAACACACAUUUCCCCCCGCCCCCCGGCUCGCCCUGCCCCGGUGGCCCAGCUCUGAGCAGCCCCAGCGAGUCUCGGUCUCUCUCCCCCCGCCCCAGUAUCCACCCUACAGCAGGGCAGGGAAUGGGGUGGGAGCUCCUGGCUUCCUGCAGCAAGGAGUGGUCCUGCCCCACUCCCCGCAGCGCCCCUGCUGGGGGAGGCCGGGCCUGGAGAAGCCGGGCACUCCCCUCCGGCAGGGGGGCAGCAUCCCCAGGGCUGCUGGGCGUGGGGCGACUUUCCCGGGCCUGGCACUAGGGGUUUUGUAGCACAAUGUACAGUAGAUGCCGAUCUGGCUUUUUAAGGGAGCGAACCUUUUUUUAACGAGUUUGGACGACUUCUCCGUGUUGGUUUUGUCUUUUUUUAUCACACAAUAAAACAUUUAAUUUAUUGACUCUCA